AUGAAAAAGAAGAAUUUGGUGGUUCCCGUUCAGGUUGAAAACUCAUCAGAUGUGGGGCCAACCGAAGUGAAAUCAAAGAUUCAGGUGGUCGAACAGAAGCCAUUGAAGGUAACUGGUUUUAUAACCAAAUCGGGUGAUAUCUAUGAAAUUGAUGGCAAGCAAUCGCCCAUUGGCAGUAUUGAGGGACGCCAAGCGAUUGAGGAACAAAUUGUAUGCAAUUAUGGCAAUGUUGUGGUUUAUAGUGAUGUUCCCUGUGAGCAGGUGGGCAGCAACGUUCAAGUGGGUCAGGUGCAUAAUAUUAAAAGGAAACGGCCACAGAAUAAUCAGCCAGAAGAUGCUGGCGAAGUAGCUGAGCAAGCUAAUGGGGAUAUGUUGCCGCAAAAAGAGGACGAGAACGAACAAGACCAGCAGCAGCAGCAACAGCAACAACAGGUCAAUAAUCAUCCACGUGGCCAGCAGAAUCCACAAAGACGCAGACGUCGUCGUCGUCCUUCGAAUGCUGCUCAGCAGCAGAGAAGACGUCGCAACGGCAGCGGCAGUGGCAAUGGCAAUGGCGGAGUACGACGUCGCAUUGUUCGCAAACGCAUUGUGCCAGGUAACGGUAAUAAUCGUCGUCGUAACGGUCAGAACCAGCAGCAACAGAUACGUCGUCGUCGUCCCAAUCAGCGUCGAGGACAACAGCAACAAAACAACAAUAAUCAGCAGCAACGUCGUCGUCAGCAGCAACGUCGUCGUCAGCAACAGCAGAGACUACGUCGCCAGCAGCCCCAGCAGCAACGUCGACGCCAGCAGCAGAACCAGCAGCGUCGCCGACGUCUCAACAACAAUAACACCAUUAACCAGGUCUAA
Messenger RNA from Drosophila willistoni, 849 nucleotides. RefSeq names its product UPF0746 protein DDB_G0281095. NCBI's taxonomy places the organism in Eukaryota, Metazoa, Arthropoda, Insecta, Diptera, Drosophilidae. Bases 1 to 849 code for a protein of 282 amino acids. The transcript has 2 exons. The record is from RefSeq and is a predicted model, not a curated record.